Mytilus californianus (California mussel) is the source of this 306-nucleotide messenger RNA. Its product is annotated as histidine N-acetyltransferase-like. The transcript has 3 exons. Lineage: Eukaryota; Metazoa; Mollusca; Bivalvia; Mytilida; Mytilidae. The coding region runs from base 1 to 306 and encodes 101 amino acids. The record is from RefSeq and is a predicted model, not a curated record.
AUGACUUUCCACAGAGUAAAGGUUGAGGAUUAUUACAAAGUGUUGUCUAUAAGAUCACCAAAGGAUGUUUAUGAGGGAUACGAUUACUUACCAGAUCGCUUCCAUAAACUGAUUAGUAGUUCCUCAACUGAAGGGUAUGCAGCCUCUAUUGACAACAAAUUUGUUGCUUUCCAAAUAGUGAAUCUUUUAGAUGAUGGUCGCACGGUCUUAAAGAAAGCUGGACGCGUGGCUAAGGAAUAUGAAGGAACAGGAAUAUAUAACGCGCUUGAUUCAUUUACACAACAACAGUAUAAUUUAUUGGUUUAA